Molecule: messenger RNA, 1728 nt
Organism: Geosmithia morbida
Lineage: Eukaryota; Fungi; Ascomycota; Sordariomycetes; Hypocreales; Bionectriaceae
Product: ubiquitin carboxyl-terminal hydrolase 14
Exons: 2
Coding region: 1-1728 (575 amino acids)
Biological process (GO): regulation of proteasomal protein catabolic process; proteasome-mediated ubiquitin-dependent protein catabolic process; protein deubiquitination
Molecular function (GO): cysteine-type deubiquitinase activity; proteasome binding; protein binding
Source: RefSeq, a predicted model, not a curated record
AUGGCGUCAAUACCAGUUGUCGUUAAGCACCAGGGGAAAAAGUACGAUAUCGAAGUCGACCCCAGUUCCACCGGCGAAGACUUCAAGCUUCAGGUCUUUAGCCUGACCAAUGUCGAACCCGAACGCCAAAAGAUCUUGAUCAAGGGAGGCCAGCUCAAGGAUGACGCCGACAUGAGCAAGCUGGGCCUCAAGCCCCGCCAGGUCAUCAUGAUGAUGGGCUCUCCUGGAGGUGGUGGUAGCGAACUCGUCCGGCCCAAGGAGGCCGUUAAGUUCGUCGAGGACAUGACCGAGGCCGAGCAGGCGCAGCAGGUUGGAGCCACGCCCGCGGGCCUCAUGAACCUGGGCAACACGUGCUACCUCAACUCGACACUGCAGGUUCUGCGGUCGAUCCCCGAACUCCAGAAAGCCCUUGAGAAGUACAGGUCGAGCUCGGCCGGCAGCAGCCUUUUGGGCAACGCCUCGCAGAUGGACCUGGCUGCCCAGCUGUCUAGACUGUAUAAGCAGAUGGGCGAGACGCAAGACUCGUUCCCGCCCAUGAACUUCCUCAGCGCGCUGCGCGUCGUCUUCCCACAGUUUGCCGAGAAGUCAAGGACCGGUGCCGGGUACGCGCAGCAGGAUGCGGAGGAGGCGUGGUCGCAGAUUGUGCAGCAGCUCAAACAAAAGGUCAAGGUCAAGGAGGCCGAGAAUGCGCCCGAGGUAUCCUUUAUCGACAAGUACAUGUCGGGCGAGUUCACGUCGGAGCUCGAGUGCGACGAGAAGGAAGCGCGCGACGCUGGUGAGAAGGCCGUCGUGUCCAGGGACCAGUUCUAUAAGCUCAACUGUCACAUUGACGGCCACACAAACCAUCUCCGCGACGGCAUUGAGGCUGCGCUGAGUGAGAAGCUAGAGAAGAAAUCGGAGGUGCUGGGCCGCGACGCCGUCUACACCAAGAAGUCCAAGAUCUCGCGCGCGCCCAAGUACCUGGCGGUGCACUUUGUGCGCUUCUUCUGGAAACGCGAGACGCAGAAGAAGGCCAAGAUCAUGCGCAAGGUAACGUUCCCGCACGAGCUCGACAUUGUCGAGUUCUGCUCAGACGACCUGAAAAAGGCUCUGGUGCCGGUGCGUGAUCGGGUGCGUGAGGUUCGCAAGGACGAGGAGGACAUUGAGCGUACCCGCAAGAGGCGUAAGCUGUCGCACACGCGGGACCUGGGCGACAUCGCCGGCGGCGAGGGCCUUCCCACAGAGUCGGAGACGAAGAAGAAGAAGGAGGACGAGGCCAGAAAGAAGGCCAGGGACGAGAAGGACAACAAGGACAAGACAGCGACGGCCGAUGGCGACACACCCAUGGGCGAGACGUACAAAACGGACGCCGAGAUUGAUGCGGAGCGCGACUCGGCCCUCCUCCAGGCCAAGAAGGAGCUCAACGCUCUCAUCGACCCGGCGCUGCGCAAGGACGACGGCGCCAACCAGUCCGGACUGUACGAGCUGCGCGGCGUGGUGACGCACCAGGGCGGCAGCGCCGACUCGGGCCACUACACGGCCUACGUCAAGAAGCCGGGACACGUGGACCCAAAGACUGGCAAGCUGUCGAAGGAGGACGGGUCCUGGUGGUGGUUCAAUGACGAGAAGGUGACGGAGGUUCCUGGGGAUAAGAUUGAAACGCUAGCUGGCGGAGGAGAGUCUCACUCUGCCCUCAUUCUGCUGUACAAGGCUAUUCCCCUCCCUUUGGCCGAUGGUAGCAUGGAGUAA